Molecule: messenger RNA, 9333 nt
Organism: Psammomys obesus (fat sand rat)
Lineage: Eukaryota; Metazoa; Chordata; Mammalia; Rodentia; Muridae
Gene: Igsf10
Product: immunoglobulin superfamily member 10
Exons: 7
Coding region: 1-7908 (2635 amino acids)
Cellular component (GO): extracellular region
Molecular function (GO): protein binding
Source: RefSeq, a predicted model, not a curated record
AUGCGUAUAGUUGCUUCUGUUUCCCAGAGAAACAGAGAAUUAUCUUCACCGUGUUACAUCUUUGUUCAUCUAACAAUAGCAAGGCCACCUGCGUUUUUUUCAAUCACGAUAAAGAUGAGAGGUAGAGAAGUCAGCUGCUUACUGAUCUCCCUCACCGCAGUCUGCCUUGUGGUCACCCCUGGGAGCAGGGCCUGCCCCCACCGCUGUGCCUGUUACGUGCCCACAGAGGUGCACUGUACUUUUCGGUAUCUGACCUCCAUCCCAGACAACAUCCCCACCAAUGUGGAACGCAUAAAUUUAGGGUAUAACAGCCUAUCUAGAUUGACAGAAAAUGAUUUUUAUGGCCUGGACAAACUGGAGUUACUCCUGCUGCACAGUAACGGUGUUCAUACAAUCGCCGGCAAGACCUUUGCAGGCUUGCCAUCCUUGCAGGUCUUAAAAAUGAGCUAUAACAAAGUCCAAAUAAUUCAGAAGGAUACUUUUUACGGGCUGAGGAGCUUGACACGGCUGUACAUGGAUCACAACAGCAUCGAGUUUAUCAACCCUGAGGCUUUCUAUGGACUCACCUCGCUCCGCCUGGUACAUUUAGAAGGAAAUCAGCUCACAAAGCUCCACCCAGACACAUUUGUCUCAUUAAGCUAUCUCGAGAUAUUUAAAACAUCUUUCAUUAAGUACCUGUACUUAUCCGAUAACUUCUUGACCUCCCUCCCGAAAGAGAUGGUCGCCUCUAUGCCAAACCUAGAAAGCCUCUAUCUACAUGGAAACCCAUGGACCUGUGACUGCCAUUUAAAGUGGUUGCCUGACUGGAUACAGGGGAAGCCAGAUGUAAUAAAAUGCAAGAAGGACAGAAACUCCUCUAAUUCUCAGCAAUGCCCCAUUUGCAUGAAUCCUAGGGUCUCUAAAGACAGACCCCUUGCUAUGGUACCAGCUGGAGCUUUCCUAUGUACAAAGCCAAUCAUUGACCCAUCACUGAAGUUAAAGGGCCUGGCUAUUCAGGAGGACAAUGGAUCUGCUUCCAUUUCACCCCAAAAUUUCAUAGAACCUUUUGGCUCCCUGUCUUUGAACAUGACAGACCUCUCUGGAAAUAAGGCCAAUGUGGUCUGUAGUAUCCAAAAGCCAUCCAGGACAUUGCCAAUUGCAUUCACUGAAGAAAACGACUGCAUCAGUCUAAAUACCUCAUUUUCAACAAAUCUGGUGUGCAGUGUAGACUAUGAUCACAUUCAGCCAGUGUGGCAACUUCUAGCUCUGUACAGUGACUCUCCUCUGAUAUUAGAAAGGAUGGCACAGCUAACUGAGACUCCAUCACUGUCUUCCAAGUAUAAACAGGUGGCUCUUUUGCCUGAAGACAUUUUUACCAACAUAGAGGCUGAUUUCAGAGCAGAUCCUUUUUGGUUUCAACAAGAAAAAAUUUUCUUGCAGCUGAACAGAAAUGCCACGACACUCAGCACAUUACACAUCCAGUUUUCCACUGAUGCUCAGAUCACGUUACCAAGGACAGAGAUGGGAGUGGUGAAACUCAAAUGGACCAUGAUUCCGAUGGUGAACAACACCAAACUGGAACAUACUGUUUUGGCUGGUGGCACUAUUGUGUUGGACUGUCCAGGCCAAGGUGACCCUGCACCGCAUUUGGAAUGGCUUCUAGCUGAUGGGAGUAAAGUGAGAGCCCCUUAUGUUAGCGAGGAUGGGCGAAUCCUAAUAGACAAAAAUGGAAAGUUGGAACUUCAGAUGGCUGAUAGCUUCGAUACAGGCCUUUACCACUGUAUAAGCACCAACUAUGCAGAUGCUGAUAUUCUCACAUACAGGAUCACUGUGGUAGAGCCCUAUGUAGAAAACAUGCAUGAAAAUGGCAUUCAACAAACAGUGGCUGCUGGUGAGACACUUGAUCUGCCGUGCCUUUCCACUGGUAUUCCAGAUGCUUCUAUUAGCUGGAUUCUUCCAGGAAACACUGUGUUCUCUCAUUCUUCCAGAGACAGACAAAUUCUUAACAAUGGGACUUUAAGACUAUUACAGGUUACUCCAAAAGACCAAGGUCAUUACCGUUGUGUAGCAGCUAACCCAUCAGGGGCUGAUGUUUCCAUUUUUCAAGUGUCAGUCCAAAUGAAAGGCCAAGCUGAGCAUGAUAAAGAAGCAGAUGGAUCUGGACUCGGAGAACCCAGUCCCAGUGUUCCCCCUAAGCAGCCACUAUCUCUGAAAGUCUCCACAUCAGCUUUGACGGGGUCAGAAGCUACAAAACAAGUCUCUGGCGUACACAAGAAAGACAAAUACAGAGACUUAAUACAUCAGCGGCGUGGGGAUUCCACACGCCGGCGUUUCAGGGAACACAGGAGGCAGCGUCCUCUCUCUGCUCGGAGGAUUGACCCCCAACAGUGGGCAGCACUUUUAGAGAAAGCAAAAAAGAAUUCUGUACUGAAGAAGGAAGAAAACACGACAGUAAAGCCAGUGCCGCUGGCUGCCCCACGUCUGGUGCUUCCCGGUGACAGAGAAGAUGCUUCUGGCAUGAUUUCUCUAGAUGAAGAAUCCACGGUUCUGAAAAUGAAGGCUUCUGGCAUGCCCGAAAGGUCCCUAGCUGCUGACUCUAAAGCAGUGAAUCAUGGCUCUGUGACAGGUGUAACUAACGGCACAGAAGUCUCCUCAACUGUGAAUCCACCAACACUACAAUCCACACACCUCCCUGAUUUCAAAUUAUUUAAUGGUAUCGGCAUCACAGCUGUGUCAAAGAGUAUAAGGCCAACCAUAGCAAGCAAAAUGGAAGAUACAGCCAACCAAAAUCCAACCAUCCCCUUUCCAUCAGAAACAGUUGUCACUGAAAUUCAAGACUCUACUCAGGUAGGGAGGAGAGCAUCUUCCCAAAGUGCAUACCCAGUAACACGGGAAGCCAUGGCUGCCACUGGCCAUCCCAACAGGUUUAGUAGCGUCACCAACAGAGCCGAUAUAGUUGUGCAGUCAGCGAAUCCAGCAGAAAGUUACGAGCAUCAGAUGCCUCUAACAGGAGUCAGCAGAGCCGGGAGUAGUGACACCUUUUCUCAUGCUACUGGAGGUCCUAGCUUCCCCAAGCCCCUCUCAGAUUCACACACUGCUGCCCCUUCUCUGCUUCACAUUCCUAAAAACAAUACAGCUAAUGUCCCCUUGUCCAGGCACUUGGGAAGAGAGAGGACAACUUGGAACAGAGGGCGAGUUGCAAGCCCACACAGAACCCCCGUUCUCCGACGGCAUAGAUACAGGAUUGUGAGGCCAGCACUCAAGGGACCUGCUAACAGAAACACUAGUCAAUUUUCAGCCACAGAGGCCCAUGGGAUGUGCCAGACCUGUUCUCCCACAGAGAGGCCCACUCUGUCUACCGCAGCACUGUCCGUUCCAGAUUUAUCCCUCAGCACGUUCUCCAAAGCUAAUGAUGCUGGGGUCCUAGCAGAAGAGCCUACCACUGUGGUCAAGAAACCACCAUUACUAUUUAAGAACAAACAAAAUGUGGAUAUUGAGACAAUAACAACCACUGUAAAAUAUUUCACAAGUGUAAGCACCCGAGUGACUCCUCCUAAAGUUAACAUGACUUCUGCUCCAACACCUGUAUCCCUGGAAACAACUACUAUAAACAAUAGUGGUUACCAGAGCACAUCUAGGACCAUCCAAGCUGAAAAAGCUUCAAACGUAACAUCACCACACUCCAGUCCCCUUACCAAACCCUCAAUGCCAACCAAAGCAACAAGCACAAAACUCUCAAGGAGGAAAAUUCCCUGGCACCAGGUCUUUGUAAAUAAUCAUGGCAAAAAGGGGAUGUCAAAGAAUCUGCAGCAAUUUGAUUUACAAAAGAACACAGCUACAAUGUUUCCCAAAACUGCUCCUCUUUCACCCACAGAGGCUGGCUCCCCCUCACAUUCUGCAAUGCUCUCUGCAAGUUCUAUGGCAUCACCGUCAGCAGCCAUAGCUGCCACUCACCAUGAUGCCACGGAAGCACAAGGCAUCACUAGUCUCUCAGCAGGAAAGGAGCAGCCCCUCGCCACCUCCUACCCAGUGCUUCCCAGUACCAUAAGCAAGAGAUCUACAGUGAGCUUCCUGUCAGUCGAAACAGCCACACGGACAACUCCUACUGCCCCUACAUCUGUUAUUAGCUCUGAAACCCAGAGAGCAAGAUCCAGGAAAGCAAAAGAACAAAUAAAGGGGCCUCGGAAAAACAGGAAGAACCCAAACAGCAUCCCUAGGCAGAUUUCUGGCUCUACCAUGUACCCAGCUCCAACAACAGCUGAUACUUCCUUGGCUUUUACACAUUCCCCACUGCAUGACACUGGUAACACUGUGAGCACAGCUGCUCCUCACACAGCCACCAAUCUCCUGGGCAUAACUGAAAUAUCCCAGAAGAGCACUCAGACUUUGACAAAUACAACAGGUUCAGAAAGAACUUUGUUCAGCAAAUCACAGGAGAGUACCACAAUGAAAAGAGCCUCAGCCAUACCACCAUUCCCCAGUAGUGGGGUGAUCCCAAGGCCCAUUCUUUCCCCUCCUCCCUUUACUAACGGUAUGGUUACAGACAGCGAGGUCGCAUCGGCUUUCAACAUGGCAACAAAUAGAAUGUUCACCAUAUACGAGUCCUCAAGGCACAAUACAGAUCUGCAGCAAUCCUCAACAAAGGCUACCCUAAAUCCUGAGGUCAUAACUGGAGCCACUGACUUCCCAUCCACUAUUCUGUUUCCCUCCACUCCUAUGCCAGCUCUAAGAAAGGAUACACCACAGAAUUCUAAAUGGAAGCCCUUGCCUUGGCCAGAAAACCAGUUUCAGCUCAAGUCAUAUUCAGAAACUACUGAAAAGGGUAAAAGGCCAGCUCUGAGCACGUCGCCCCCUCUCAGCUUUCAAGGGGCCAGCACUCAUGCCCUACAGUAUGGACAGAACCAUGCAGAGAAGAGUGUCUCUGAUAAGAAACCUGUUCAAAAUCCAACUCCCAAACUCCUUCCCCAUGACUCACUACCUAGGACUGUACUGGAAAAACCAAGAAUCGUUGGAGGAAAGGCUGCAAGCUUUACUAUUCCAGUUAACUCCGAUGCCUUUCUUCCCUGUGAGGCUGUUGGAAACCCCCGGCCCACCAUCCGCUGGACCAGAGUCUCAUCAGGACUUGAAGUAUCCCAAGAGACACAGAAAAACAGGUUCCACAUACUUCCCAAUGGCACCUUGUCCAUUCGGAGGGUCAGUAUUCAAGACCGAGGACAGUACCUGUGUUCUGCAUCUAAUCCAUUAGGCACAGACCACUUUCAUGUCACACUGUCUGUGGUUUCCUACCCUGCUAAGAUCCAGGAGAGACAAGCCAAGGAGAUCACGGUUUAUUCUGGAAGUACUGUGGAAUUAAAGUGCAGAGUGGAAGGUAUGCCAAGGCCUACAAUUUCCUGGGUACUUGCAAACCAAACAGUGGUCUCAGAAACAUCCAUGGGAAACAGAAGGGUCUGGGUAACACCCGAUGGGACCUUGACCAUCUAUCAUCUGAGUGUUUAUGACCGUGGAUUUUACAAGUGUGUGGCCAGCAACUCCGCUGGCCAGGAUUCACUGUUGGUUAAGAUACAAGUCAUCACAGCUCCUCCUGUUAUUAUAGAGCAAAAGAGGCAAGCCGUCACUGGGACUUUGGGUGAAAGUGUGAAACUGCCUUGCACUGCAAAAGGAACUCCCCAGCCCCGUGUUCACUGGGUGCUCUCUGAUGGGACUGAACUAAAACCACUGCAACUGGCUCGUUCCAAGUUUUUCUUGUAUUCAAAUGGGACUCUGUCUAUUAAAAACAUCGCUCCUUCAGACAGGGGCACUUACGAAUGCAUUGCCACCAGCUCUUCGGGUUCAGAGAGAAGGGUAGUGGUUCUCACAGUGGAAGAGCAAGAGACAGUCCCCAAGAUAGAAAUUGCCUCUCAAAAAUGGACAGAGGUGAAUUUGGGUGAGAAGUUACUUCUGAACUGCUCGGCUACUGGGGAUCCAAAACCUAGAAUAAUCUGGAGGUUACCAUCCAAGGCUGUCAUUGACCAGUGGCACAGAAUGGGCAGUCGAAUACAUGUCUAUCCAAAUGGAUCCUUAGCUAUUGGACUGGUGACAGAAAAAGAUGGUGGUGACUACUUAUGUGUGGCAAGAAACAAAAUGGGAGAUGAUCUGAUCCUGAUGCAUGUCCGCCUAAGAUUGACACCUGCCAAAAUUGAACACAAGCAGCAUUUUAAGAAGCAAGUGCUCUAUGGAAAAGAUUUCCAAGUCGACUGCAAGGCUUCUGGCUCCCCUGUGCCUGAGGUUUCCUGGAGUUUGCCUGACGGAACAGUGAUCAACAAUGCAGUGCAAGCUGAUGACAAUGGCCACAGGACCAAGAGGUACACACUUUUCCACAAUGGAACCUUGUAUUUCAACAAAGUUGGGAUUGCAGAGGAAGGAGAUUAUAUUUGCUACGCCCAGAACACCUUAGGGAAAGAUGAAAUGAAAGUCCACCUAACAGUUGUAACAACCAUUCCACGGAUAAAGCAAAGCUACAAGACCAACAUGAGGAUCAAGGCUGGAGACACAGCUGUCCUUGACUGUGAGGUCACUGGGGAACCCAAGCCAAAUGUAUUUUGGUUGCUGCCUUCCAACAACGUCAUUUCAUUCUCCAAAGACAGGUACAUAUUUCAUGCCAAUGGAACUUUAUUCAUUAAUAAGUUGAAGCCGCUUGACUCUGGGGAGUAUGUAUGUGUGGCUCGGAAUCCAAGCGGGGAUGACACUAAAAUGUACAAACUGGACAUUGUCUCUAAGCCUCCAAUAAUCAAUGGUCUGUACACAAACAAAACUUUUAUCAAAACCUCAGCUGUUCGGCACUCCAAAAAAUACCUUGACUGCAGAGCAGAUGGGAUCCCAUCUCCCCAAAUCAUGUGGAUUAUGCCAGGCAAUAUUUUCCUCACAGCUCCAUACUAUGGAAGCAGAAUCACAGUCCAUAAAAAUGGAACCUUGGAAAUUAGGAACAUCAGGCUUUCUGACUCAGCAGAUUUCAUCUGUGUGGCUCGGAAUGAAGGAGGGGAGAGUAUGUUGGUGGUGCAGCUAGAAGUCCUGGAAAUGCCAAGAAGGCCAACAUUCAGAAACCCAUUCAAUGAAAAAGUAGUUGCUCAGGUUGGCAAGUCUACAGCACUGAACUGCUUUGCAGAUGGGAACCCACCGCCUGAAAUAAUUUGGAUUUUACCUGAUGGCACACGAUUUUCUAAUAGACCACAAAAUUCCCCGUACCUGAUAGCAAGCAAUGGUUCUCUCAUCAUUUAUAAAGCAACUCGGGACAAGUCAGGAAAGUAUCGCUGCGCAGCUAGAAAUAACGUUGGCUAUAUCGAGAAACUCAUCCUACUAGAAAUUGGGCAGAAGCCAGUUAUUCUGACAUACGCAUUGGGGAUGGUAAAAAGUGUCAGUGGGGAAACUCUAUCACUGCACUGUGUGUCUGAUGGAAUCCCGAAGCCAAAUGUCAAAUGGACUACACCAAGUGGCCAUAUAAUAGACAGACCCCAAGCUGAUAGAAAAUACAUACUGCAUGAAAAUGGCACACUGGUCAUCAAAGAAACAACAGUCUAUGACAGAGGAAAUUAUAUCUGUAAGGCUGAAAACAGUGUUGGGCAGGCAGUGAUUACUGUUCCAGUGAUGGUCGUGGCCUACCCUCCCCGAAUUAUAAACCGCCCACCCAGGCGCAUGCUCAGAAGGACAGGAGAAGCAAUGCAGCUCCACUGUGUGGCCCUGGGUGUCCCCAAGCCAGGAAUCACCUGGGAGAGGCCAGGACAGUCCCUGCCCUCCAAGGCAACAGAAAGAAAAACCCAUGGAAGUGAGGUGCUUCACCCACAAGGCACCCUGGUCAUUCAGAACCUCCAAAUCUCAGAUUCUGGAGUCUAUAAAUGCACAGCACAGAACCUACUUGGCACUGAUUAUGCGACAACUUACAUUCAAGUACUCUGACAGGAAGUAAAACUAAAAUUGAACGAAGUCAACAUCUGAAGAGUUUAUUUUUUUUUUUUUUGGAAGAAGUUUAAUCAAAGGCAGCCAUAGGCAUGUAAAUGAAUCUGAAUACAUUUACAGUAUUAAAUUUACAAUGGACAUGCAAAAGAGACUUGGAAAUAAAUGCAUUAUGAACUGAUACUGAGUUUCUAUGGAUUUCAACGCAAACUCUUAACUUAAGGCACUUUGAUUUUGCCAACAAAUAACAAACAUUAACAGAAAACAAUCCACCACAAAAUAACAAAUGGCUAAUGCACCUGGAUUUUCAGUAAAGAGACCUUUCAAAGCUCACUAUCAGUUGCCAGCUGCCUGGUGUCCAUCUUCUACCAAUGCUACAAAAAAAUUGCGCUCAGAAUGGAAACAAUUGGAAAGGCUAAAUUUGCAGACUAUGUAAAUCUUAAUGUACAAAUAUUUUGUCACUGGUUUAUAAACAUUUUGAUAAAAUCUACAGAAAACAAGAGCUGAGUGUUUUGAGUAUGAUUAUUAGUUUACCAUUUGUUCACACUGGAGAAUCUCAUUGUUUUCACACCUGCAUUAAAACAAAACAAAUACAGCUUUUCUACAUGUUCAGGGCAGGCUAAUGCUCACCCAUCAGAAAGUGUAGAAAGGGUAUUCACAUUUGUCUAUACCCUUGUCAUCCUGAAAAUGCUUAAUGGGUUCAGUGAAACUUCUUUAUAGCUUUAAAACCUAGAUCAGGCACCCAUGGUUUGGAGCCAUUUAUAAGAAAAUUUUUCUAAGGAGGAAUCAGUCCAAGGGUCUAGACCUUAGGUAUAAUAAAGUUUCAUUGUAUUUAAAAUGUGAAUGUUGUUUUUUUAUGAUUCACUGUACUUACAUUACAUGUUUAAUUCAAACCAAAUAUUUAUGAGGGUAUCAUAUGCUUUACCUGUUUUAUUCUAAAGGCUGGGAUUUUCUAUAAUUUCUCUGGCUCCUGUACGAAUAUUCAUCUAUUUAUGAGCUACAGGAGUCUUGUAAAAAAAAAAAAAAAAAGCAAAAGCCACCGUAAGUCUUACUCGGUUAACUUAGAACACUAAAACCAAGGGCUUUGUUAGCUUGUGCCAAUCAUUUCAGACUUGAUUUCAUUGUGUCUCCAUCAUGCUUUCUUUUGGGCCCUACCUCAGACGUGAGCUGACUGCAGUUAGCAUAUGGCUGCCAGAGGUCAAAUGAUACCCACUGUAGAGUGAAUUAAUGCAACCCUAUAAGGAAUCACCUUAAAACAUAACACAUAUGUUAAGGAAUUAUUAUAGCAAGAAAUGGUGGUCAGUAUACCCAAUUCCAUUAGAUUUCAAGAUCUGAUAUUUAAUAGGAGCUGGAGUGUUCAUCUUAAGAUAAUUUUUUAUCUGCAACCCACUAAGAAAAUGACAAGGUUCUGCAUUAGGGCUUUUCCUU